Humulus lupulus (European hop) is the source of this 1869-nucleotide messenger RNA. RefSeq names its product cytochrome P450 81Q32-like. The record is from RefSeq and is a predicted model, not a curated record. Gene Ontology annotation, molecular function: monooxygenase activity; heme binding; oxidoreductase activity, acting on paired donors, with incorporation or reduction of molecular oxygen. The transcript has 2 exons. Lineage: Eukaryota; Viridiplantae; Streptophyta; Magnoliopsida; Rosales; Cannabaceae. The coding region runs from base 225 to 1742 and encodes 505 amino acids.
AAUUUUCUAAAAAGUUGCAGGAGGCUCUAAAUAGCUACAAUAUACACAGUCAUACAAAAAAAUCAUGCUGAAAAUUGUUUACGAAUUGAGAAUACUGAAAGCCCCACUAAUAAAACUUAAAGUAAAACACCCAUAAAAAAAUUCCAAUAUAUAUAAAUGGCCAUAAGAAACUACCCAUAUUCAUCACACGGAAUAAAGAUUAAAGAAUAAUACCACAACACACAAUGGAUCAACAACUCUUACUAUACACAUCUAUAUCCUUUAUCAUCAUUCUCUUGGCUCACAAGGUCUUCUUCCAAACCAAAAAACGACACUACAAAAACCUACCACCAUCACCACCCUCUUACCCCAUAAUCGGCCACCUCCAUCUCCUCAAAUCUCCACUCCACCGAACCUUGCACACACUCUCCUCCAAAUACGGCGACGUUUUCUCACUCUGGCUAGGGUCUCGCCGCGUGGUCGUCGUCUCAUCUCCUUCCGCCGUAGAGGAAUGCUUCACUACAAACGACAUCGUUUUCGCCAACCGCCCACGUCUCCUCUUGGGCAAGUACAUGGCAUACAACUACACCGACGUGGGCAAUUCUCCUUACGGAGACCACUGGCGAAACCUCCGUCGAAUCGGCGCCAUAGAGAUCUUCUCCUCUAAACGACUCAACCUCUUGGCCGGGAUCCGAAGAGACGAGGUCGAACGACUACUCUGCAAACUCUCUCGCCGAGAAGAAUCCGAGAAGGUGGAGCUCAAAUCGGCGCUACAGCAGUUGACUUUCAACAUCGUAAUGAGAAUGUUGGCCGGAAAACGGUACUACGACGAUGAUAUGGCGAAUGAAGAGGAAGCACGGAAGUUUAGGGAUGUUGUGGAAGCUUCUUUCGAGAUUGCCGAAGUUGGGAAUCCGGGGGACUUUUUGCCGUUCCUGAAUUGGAUUCCGAAUGGGUAUGAGAAGAGGGUGAAAAGGGUUGCGAAGAGAAUGGACUUGCUUUUACAGAAUUUGAUCGACGAGCAUCGGAGUCACGAAGAUAAGAAUCGGGACACCAUUAUCGCACAUUUACUUUCUUUGCAGGAGUCUCAGCCAGAAUAUUACACUGACGAAAUUAUCAAAGGCUUCGUAUCGGUAAUAAUUAGUGCUGGAACACAUACAACAUCGGCGACAUUAGAAUGGGCAAUGUCCAAUCUAUUAAAUCAUCCUCAUGUUAUAGAAAAACUCAAAGUUGAGUUGGACUCUCAAAUCGAUCAACAUAAAUUGGUGGAAGAAUCAGAUCUCUCCAAACUCUCUUACCUCCAAUGUGUCAUUUCUGAGACCCUUCGAUUGUACCCGGUAGCUCCACUCCUUGUACCUCACUACUCCUCUAACGAUUGCACCAUCAAUGGAUGUGAUGUGCCACGUGACACUAUUUUAUUGGUUAAUGCAUGGGCCAUACAUAGAGAUCCUAAACUGUGGGAAGAUGCCGAGAGUUUCAAGCCUGAAAGGUUUAAGAACAUCAAAGGUGACAUCGAAGGAUUUAAGCUAAUGCCAUUUGGGCUUGGAAGACGAGCUUGUCCUGGAAAUGGCUUAGCUCAACGUGUGAUGGGCUUGACUUUGGGGUCUUUGAUUCAAUGCUUCGAUUGGGAGAGAGUUGGCAAUGAAAUAAUUGAUAUGGUUGAAGGUACAGGGGCCAGUAUGUCUAAAGUCGUGUCAUUGGAGGCUAUGUGUAAACCUUGUCCUAUCAUGAAAAAGCUUCUCCCACAUUUUAUUAAUGGUAUUUAAAUUUGUUCAAGGUUUUUGAUAUGUUCUGAGCUUGUAAGUUAGGUAUUGUCAUUGUACAAUAAAAUUUGCUAAUUAGACUAUUAAAUGUUUGCAUUAAUAAUAAAAGCUGCAUAUUUAGUUGUGUCAA